Molecule: messenger RNA, 2639 nt
Organism: Sphaeramia orbicularis (orbiculate cardinalfish)
Lineage: Eukaryota; Metazoa; Chordata; Actinopteri; Kurtiformes; Apogonidae
Product: CCN family member 3
Exons: 5
Coding region: 132-1160 (342 amino acids)
Biological process (GO): signal transduction; positive regulation of cell differentiation; cell adhesion
Cellular component (GO): extracellular region; extracellular matrix
Molecular function (GO): heparin binding; integrin binding
Source: RefSeq, a predicted model, not a curated record
CCUUCUGCUACAGCACAGCCAGAGGAGGGGAGAUUCAACCCUAAAAUAAAGGAUUUUUUUUUAGUGGCGUGAAGACUUUGAUCACUGCAGAUAUUUUUUUUUAUACACAUUUUGAUUUACUGAAGAUAAAGAUGUCUAAUAUGUCAGUGAAAGCUCUGUUCGUCUUCUGCAUUUCAGCACAGGUUUUGACUCUAGCAUGGUCCCAGGUGUGUCCUCGUGCAUGUCAGUGCCCUAAGGAGCCCCCCAUGUGCCCCCCCGGGGUGCCCCUGAUCCUGGACGACUGUGUGUGCUGCCUGGUGUGUGCCCGUCAGAGAGGACAGGUGUGUUCAGACCUGAAUCCCUGUGACACCAGAAAAGGACUCCAGUGUGACUACACAGUGGAUGUGAAUAAGAAGACCGGUAUUUGUACAGCUCAUGAGGGAAUUGUGUGUGUCUUGGAUGGGACCGUCUACCAAAAUGGCCAGACCUUCUUCCCCAGCUGUAAGUACCAGUGUAUGUGCCGUGACGGACAGAUCGCCUGUGUACCGCGCUGCAACGUGGACGUGAUGCUGCCGGGGCCCGACUGCCCCAUGCCACGGAGGGUCCAGAUCCCAGGAGAGUGCUGUGAGAAGUGGGUGUGUGAGCCCCAGGCUGAGGCCAGCGCUCUGGGCGGCUUCGCCAUGGCUGCUUAUCGUCAGGAGGAAACCGUGAGUUUUGACGGUUGGGACCCCAGUCUGAACUGCAUUGAACAGACCACCGAGUGGGGGGCCUGCUCUCGAACCUGUGGCUUGGGCAUUUCAACCAGGGUGACCAACAAGAACCGCAAAUGUGAGAUGGUGAAGCAGAGCCGUCUGUGUAUGAUUAGACCCUGUGAGGACCAGCACACACAGCUCACACAGCCUGCACUCAAGAGAGGCAAUAAGUGCCAGAGGAUGGUGCGGAGUGACAAAGACAUCCACUUCUCUUAUAAAAACUGCACCAGCGUCCAGGCUUACAAGCCCCGCUUCUGUGGCACAUGCACUGACGGACGCUGCUGCACCCCCCACAGAACCAGGACCGCUCUGGUGGAGUUCCAGUGCACCAACAGUAAAGUCAUCAGGAGGCCCGUCAUGGUGAUCCUGACCUGCGCCUGCCACAACAACUGCCCCCGAGACAACGCCGUGUGGGAUACAAUGGCAUGAAAUCAAAAGCCAUAACAAUGAGGUUAGAAAGAACAACAAAUCCACAUAGUUACUGAUGGUUUUGUCUGUAAAUCUGGGUUUUAAUAUAAGCUUGCUUGAAGGACAGCACAAUAAAUAGUAUUUAAAGUGUAUAAAGGCCUAAUACUAGAAACAUAUCCACAGAAAAUAUGACCAGAAUCAUCCAUUUGCUCAGAAAAAUAAGAGUCCUCUUUUGAAGUGGAGAUUGUAGAGAUCAAAAUAGCUCUGUAUUUCCCUCUCCUGGAGUGGGAUUUUUUUUUGUAGAACAUCCUGUGGACAAAAAAAGUGUUGACUUCACUAUUGCUAAACAGAAUCAAAGCACUUAACCCUUGGUGUACACAGCGUUAAGUCUCUCUUACUUGUAGAGGUGAGGUAGAUUAGGCUGCUUUAUGACAGAUUUAUGACAGAUUUAUGACAGAUUUCAGUUGGUUUAAGGUCAGAGGUUCUGUCACAUCAUCAGAUGAGUUUGUACAGAGGUUUAACUCCGAACAGUUUCUGUUCAGGAGGUUAAUUUAUAAAGGUAUGAAGGACAACAGUGACAGGGUAAAGACGAUGUACAGCUGUGCGACGCUCACAUCAACGCUGACAUGUGGGUUGAUCCGUCUUGUUUGACUAGAUGUUUUUUAUUGACGCUGUUGUUUCAUGUUUGUUUCUGACAUAAACAUAAACAGCGAGCUUCUAUUCAGUUUAGAUUGUGAGGAUUUUUAGAAGGUAAAGUAACGCGGCCUCUGGCUCCAAAUAAAAUAAUAAAUGUUUUUGUAAUACAUAACACUUUGGUCCAGAAGAGAAAAGAAAAAAACAAUAACACCACCAUUACCCUCAUAUUUUCCCUCUGAUAGAAUAAGCUUCACCGUGGCAGGCUCCAAACGAAGGAUUUUAGAGUAAGCUGUUGGAAAUUUUCCAACUAUGAGACACAUUUCUGAAAUAACUGGACUGUGUACUUUGACCUGAUCCAAAAACCGGGGCUGAGCCUAUGAAAGCAAGGUCUCUGUUGUGACUUGGUGUCAUUUCUAACAUCUGUCUGUAACCUUACUCCUGUUGUAUGUCCAUCAAUUAAUCGAAAUGUACCAGAAUGCAAUGUGUUUGUUUGUAGGUUAGAAGUGAUCAUUCUGUUUGUUUCUGUUUUGUUUUUUUGUUUUUAUAGAGCACAUGAACAGCUAUUUUUCGAAUGACAAAAGUUUUGUAAAUACUUGCUGUAUAACUUGUUUGACUACGUGUGUAUCAAAUGCACAGCUUUAUGAUAACAAUGAAUUGUAUAUAUUGAUUUUUUUCACACUGCUUUUUCUUAUAUCUUUCAAUGCAAUACUCAAAAAUAAAUGUGUAUAUUUUGUAUCACAGUUCCAUCUUUAUUAUUAUGAUUAUUAUCUUUAUAAUUAUAAUAUAUGCUGAAAAGGUCAUGUUGUUAAUUGAAUUACAAAAGAUAGUGUUAAUUUGUGUUGGCAUGAUUUGACAAGAUAAUUA